Leguminivora glycinivorella is the source of this 7904-nucleotide messenger RNA. RefSeq lists its product as uncharacterized. The transcript has 2 exons. Lineage: Eukaryota; Metazoa; Arthropoda; Insecta; Lepidoptera; Tortricidae. Gene Ontology annotation, biological process: DNA integration. The record is from RefSeq and is a predicted model, not a curated record. Gene Ontology annotation, molecular function: nucleic acid binding. The coding region runs from base 2036 to 3394 and encodes 452 amino acids.
UUAUCAAGAUAACUAAAGAAGAUGAAGAAAUCGGUUACUAAACGGAUUCGACUUGGAAAAUUUAUGCAAGAACUAAUUUUCCAAUUAGACGGUUAGAUAAUUAAGUUAUAACAAGCUGUGCCUAGAUAUAAGUAGGUAACCUAUUCAAUUUUAUGACAUAUUAAUUGUUUAAUAUAUUGAAAAAUUGGCUGAUUUAUAGGAGUAUAAUAAGAAGACAAAUAAUAGUCGUAAUAACUAAUAAGUAUCUUAUAGGAAAUAUGCGCGUAGUAAAGACGGGUUUGCACUCUAUAUUUUACUUCGUAUGUUUUCUUUUUACUUUAGAAUUAUAAAUUUAGUUUUAAGAAUUCGGGUGUAUGGCUAUUUAUAAGGAAUCAAUAUAAUUAUUAUGAGAAUUACCGAUAAGAGUCCGAAAUUCGUUUCAUAUUUUAUCGAAAUUUUGGGGGGGAAUUAAGUUGACUUUGGCAACAUUGAAGGUUGUACAGUACUCGUCCGUCCAUUUUGAAUCGUUGGCGGAAGGUCGUUGAACAGUCGCGAGUUCCACAGGAAGGUUCCUUAAAUUAUACAGGUAAUCAUUGUAAAUAUUGUAAUAAAAAGUGCACCGACGAAGUGAUGAGCGUGUAAAUAAGUUGGAUCAUCAAAAAUUUGUUCAUUUACGUUCAUAGGUACAGUGAAUUCGCCACCGCCAACCACACCGGACAAGACAAACAACUUUUACAUCGGAAUUGGCCAAACCCCGGAUAAGACUACUUAAUACCCGGACAAGACUACUUCUCGGUAAGUUUUAAACAUCUACAUUGCAGCAAUACAACUUAAUUCUUUAAAACAAGAGAAUGCGAUCGUCAUUUACUUCGAAGUGAGCGACGGCGGCCAUGAUUGUUGUCCAAAGUUUGGGCUAACUUUGGACGUCCAACCAACCAAGGAAAAUUAUCUAAUUUUAGUGAAGUUUCUUUCGAUAUUUAUGAGGAUCACCAUGGAAAUACGGGUCUAUUACGUUCUUUUAUUAAAAUAUUUUAACUUUCUAGAAAUUAACGAAGUGAUAUUUAGUAGAUGAAAAUGGACCCUAUCAUCAUGGUAAUACGGUUCUUAUUAGCGCGGUUUAGAACAUCGGAUGUACAUGGCGGAUUUUAAUAUUUUCACAGUCUAUAAAGGACCUUUUUGAACAUUUUCUAGGGUCCUUAAGAUAUAUAGUUAGGUAUAUUUUUAUUUCAUCAUGCAUCUUAUUGGAAGUUUAGAAAUACAACUUACUUCCUUUCUGAUUGGGUUUGCAGUUUAUAAAAAUAACAAUUGUGCUGUGUGUAUAUAUAAGCUAACAUCUUCUUUACAGGAUAUUGUGGUGACAUUUAAGUGUUUUUAGAUUUAUUAAAUAAGUGUUUCGUGAAGUGUUCCAAUAAUUAAACAAACAAAUGAGUGAAAUAAAACUAAAUAAUUUUUAAAUAAUUAACUAUCAAACAAGUGAAGUAAAAAUAAAAAGUUAAUAAAUAAAUAAACCAAACAAAUAAACAAAAUAAAAACGUUAACUUUCAUCAUUUUGCAAGCGAGCUUAAGUUAGUGACAGAAGAUUUUGUAUUGUGGUACCAGUGUAUAAACGUCAACGUCACUUACUGAUUUUGACAUGACUUAGGCUGCUGUAAUCUAUAAAUGAUAAACAAAGAUUACACAUUCGUAUGUCAGUGUGUAUGUUAUGUUGCCUAUCAUAAAUUUAUUAUUUUACUUCCUUUCAUAAUAAUUUCAAAUAAAAGAAACAUCUGUUCAUAAUUAAGUCAAUUGUUUUAAUUAAUUAAAUUUAAAUGACUUCGACUUUUCUUUCUUUAGUUUCAAACUUGAAUGGAUUUUAGAGAUUUUUAGUUGGAUUUAAAUUUCAAUACUUUGAGAUUAUUAAAAUAAAUAAUAUGUGGAGUUAUUAAAAGUUAAUUAACCUAAAAUAUUAAAUUACUUUAUUGGUGUGACCGUUCAUAUUAUUAGGGAAUUAAGGUUAAACGGGUUUGUUUCUGUGCGUUACAGGCUAGACAAGACUACGGUCUAGACAAACAACAGAAUGGACGACAUUCUUUUAGCAAGGCUUAGGCUCAUUAACGACAAACUCACAACGGACUUAGAAGUAAUUCCGGGUACUGUUAAUUUAGAAAAUUUAGUGCAGGCUCAGAUCACAUACAGUAAAUUAGAAGCAACACUGAAAAGACUUAGCGGAGACCUGACGGAGUACUUUAGGCUGGCUUCGACACCCGCAUCUGAUGAAAUCUGCUUGAUAAGUGGACUUCAACUUCAAGCAGAGGAGACUUUAGCUGAACUUAAGGUGAAGAUUGACCAGAUAUCUACAUCAAGCAAACCAUCAGAGAAGCUGACUGAAGCGAACUCCUCGUGCAGACUUCCUAAGCUCCAGCUGCCGGUGUAUAAUGGGGAUGUACUGGCGUGGUAUGAAUUUUGGGAUGCCUUCAGAAGCAACAUCGAUGCAAGGAACCUGCCGGAUGUUGACAAGCUUUCUUAUCUUAAGACUUCAGUCACGGGAGAUGCCAAAAAAGUCAUUGACGGUCUAGCGACUACAAGCACCAACUAUGCUAUUGCCGUUACGAUACUGAAGGAAAGGUUCGGGAAAACUUCACAUCUUAUAGACGCGCACUAUGCAACAUUAUAUAAAAUUAAGAUGGCCAAAGGCAGUGCGGAUGACUAUAGAAGGACUUUCAACGAAAUCGAAAGGAAUCUUAAGAUUUUAGAAUCACUAGGUGAGAACAUUAACCACAACCAUCUGCGCUUCAUGCUACUAGAGAAGUUUCCUUCUGAUCUAGUAUACGAAAUAAAACUUAAAGUUAAGGAUGAUUCCAUUCAAGAACUGAGAAGCCACCUGGAUAAAAUCAUCACUGCCAAAGAGGACGCGGAAAGGAUAUCGGGUAGGAAACGCCCUCAAGAGACAGAAGCUAGUACGGUCGGGACUCUUCAUGUGAAUGCAAAACGUGCGAGAUACGCAAACCAGUCCCAACUACAACACAGUAACCAGAGUAAACAAAACCAUCAGGGACGCUUUGAUAAGAGACCGGUACUAAAGAAGUUUAAGGGUUUCAAGAAAUAUGACAAUAAAGGAAACAGACCAAACCAAACUUCAACUUCAAACAAAGAUCAGGCAGAAACUCAGCGAAGUACUCCAGGGGCUAAGAAGGGAUUGGUGUGUAUAUUUUGCGAAGGGGGCCAUUAUAAUGAUAGUUGCCCUGAAGCAUCUACUUUAGCAGAAAGGAAGAAACGACUUGCAGGACGAUGCUACAUCUGCUUCAGUAAGAAUCACGUAGCAAAUGCUUGCUGGAGAAAGAGAAGGUGUGCCCGUUGUAAAGGAGAAGUACCGCAUAAUAGAGCAUUAUGUCCUUUAAAUUUUCAGAAGGAUACAACGGAGAAGAGUCAGUCCUGACGGUUCUAGAAGAGGGAAUCACAGCACUCCAAACGGCAACAGUUUAUGCAAGCCCCAUAGAUGAUAAGAAUAAACAAUUUAAAUAUAGGCUUCUUUUAGAUCCAGGUUCCCAACGCUCUUAUGUAACAUUCCGGACUGCAAAGGAAUUAAAACUUCCCGUCGAAGAAGAGAGUCAUCUAGUAGUAUUCACCUUCGGCGACGAUCCUCCCAGAGAGAUACAUAGCCCAAUAGUCACCCUUCAUCUACUAUCUAGAACAAACAAGAACAUAGUAAUACAGGCUAACUGCGUAGAGCAUAUCUCCAGAGGUUAUAUACCUAAUGUCAAGAUGAAGAACUUACCGGAGUCAUAUACACUAGCGGACGACGGGUCGCUAAGCGGACCUGUACAGAUCUUGGUUGGAAACGAAUAUUACUGCAACAUAACUUACGAGAAAAAGGUACAACUGGAUAGCAAUUUGUUUCUAAUCGACUCUGCACUUGGUUGGAUAAUUAGUGGUAGAGCAGAACCACAGCUUAGAGACGAGUCGUACGUAGUGACUUACACUCAGACUUGCAUUGAAACGAAGCUUCAUCAGCCAGAUCCACCUCUUUGUAAUGGAGACAUAAAGAGCCUUUGGGAACUAGAAUGUAUAGGUAUUAGUGAUUCCCCAAGAGCAACUAGAGAAGAAGAAGCCAUCAAAUAUUUUAAUGAUACAACUUUAAAAUUAAAUAAUCGUUACACGGUAAGCUGGCCUUGGAUAACUUAUCCACCGGAUUUACCUAAUAAUUUUGGAAUGGCUUUUGGUCGUUUAUCAAGCUUAUUGAAGCGUAUGGAUCAAGAUACGUUAUUAGCAUACAGCGAUACGUUUAAAGAACAAUUAGAUAAAGGUAUAAUAGAAGUUGUACCUACUUCAAGAACGUCAACGGGUAACGUCGUUCACUACUUACCUUUCCAUGGAGUACGUCACCGAGGAAAACCUAUGAGAAUAGUUUAUGAUGCUAGCUCUAAGAGUAGCAAAGACACCAAGAGUCUGAACGAAUGUUUGUACAGAGGACCACUCAUGUUAGAAGACCUCACUGGCUUACUUAUAAAAUUUAGAACUCAUCGGAUAGGUUUAACCUCAGAUAUUGAAAAGGCGUUUUUACAGAUGGCGUUACACGAGAAGGAUCGUGAUGUAACCAGAUUCUUGUGGCUCAAAGAUACCUCUAAACCGGUAUCUCAAGACAACCUACUAUACCUUAGGUUUUGUAGAGUUCCAUUUGGCGUCAUUUCAUCACCGUUUUUGCUUAAUGCGACUAUUAAGCACCACCUGUCCAACGCAGAAGAUCAGCAAGUCAGACAGAAAGCAAAUGACAUAUAUGUGGAUAACUUUGUUUCGGGUACCGACACUACGGAUGAGGCGAUGAAACUCUACAAAAAUCUAAAAGGAUCUUUUCAAGACAUUUCAAUGUCACUCAGGGAUUGGAGUUCGAAUUCUAGGGAAUUUAUGAAGAAAGUCUCUGAUACAUGUAAAGAAGAUAAAGUAAAGGUACUUGGUUUGGAAUGGGACAUCAAAAAGGAUACUCUCCAGUUGAAACCUAACUUACAAGAAGAAGCUGUCACGAAAAGAGGAAUACUGAAAACUAUUGCAUCAAUCUACGAUCCAUGUGGUUAUGCAGUACCUUAUACCCUAUCAUGUAAACUCUUUUUACAAGAGCUUUGGAAAGCUGGAGUGUCAUGGGACUCACCAUUAUCAAGCGAACUAACGGAAGAAUGGAACAAGAUCCGACAGAACUUAGAAGCCAUUAGGAAGGUGUCGGUGGACAGAUGCUACAUGAAGACACCAGUGGGAAAAGGCUACCAACUACACUGUUUCACCGAUGCCUCUCUACAGGCUUAUGCAGCAUCAGUCUUUUUAGUUUGCGGCUCGGAGAAAAGCUUCAUUAUUGGUAAAUCCCGUCUGAUACCAAUAAAGGAUCAGGAGAGUCUCAAGAUACCCCGUCUUGAACUUUUAGGAGUACUGAUUGGCAGUAGACUGAUAAAGUUUGUUCUUAAGUUUCUCCAGCAGAAGAUAGUAAGGCAAGUCUUAUGGACCGACAGCCAGAUCGUCAUAGAAUGGUGCAAAUCUGACAAGCUAUUGCCACCCUUCGUUGCCAGGCGGAUAGAAGAGAUCAAAACAAAUAAAGAUCUGGAGAUCAGAUACCUUCCAUCAGACCUAAAUCCAGCUGACGUCGGCACCAGACCCACCUGUUCAAGAGAGGACAGGGAGAAAUGGCUGAGUGGUCCACAAUUUAUAGUUCAAGAUCCGAAGACGUGGCCAACAACUUCUGGCGGUGGACCAACCAGUUCUCUCUUGAUUGGGGAGGGUCUUGGGAUCCAAGAAGACGAAGAACUGAUGGAAAUAGUUGAUCCAGACAUACACAAUGUUAGUCCGAUGGAAACGGAGGAGAGUACAACUACAAAGGAAGUAGCGAGUCAAGACAAUGAUCAGAUGCCGGAUCAGUUACUAAAUUUGAAAGAAAUUCAAGCUGAAUACUUUCCUCUAGAGGUAGAAGGAAAGGUAACUAGUCUAAGUUUGAAUUUAGGCGUAUUUAAAGACAUAGAUGAGUUACUGAGGUGUAAAGGUCGUAUGAAACACGCAGACUGGUCAUUUGAUAAACGCUACCCUAUACUUAUACCGAAAGAUUCAGAUUUCACCAACGAAAUUAUAAUGAAGACUCAUCAAGAAAAUAAGCAUGUUGGAGUAAGUCACACGCUAGACAAGAUAAGGGAAACUUACUGGAUACCACAAGGAAGAAGCCAAGUUCAGAAGAUUUUGAGGAAGUGCUCCGAAUGUAUGAAGCAUGACGGAGGGCCAUAUAAACUACCGGAAACUCCUGCGUUACCAAAAGAGAGGGUCAAUUAUAGCUCUCCAUUCACAUACGUUGGUACCGACUAUCUGGGACCACUUCUAGUUAACAAUGGGAAUGGCAAUUGUAAAAGGUGGAUUAGCCUCUACACAUGCUUAGCCGUAAGAGCCAUUCACUUAGAAGUUGUAAAGGACUUAACUGCGGAAGAAGGUUUAAUGGCCUUACGUAGAAUGAUUUCAGCAAGAGGUGUACCUACCUUAAUAACGUCUGAUAAUGCGGCUCACUACAAGUUACUCUCAGAGAUUCUUCAGAACCCAUACUGCGUAGAGAAAGAGAUAAAAUGGAAAUUUAUACCACAAUUAGCACCAUGGCAUGGAGGAUUCUAUGAGAGAUUAGUUGGUUUAGUUAAAAACUGUAUGAAGAAAACAUUACAGAAACAUUUGUUGAAUGACACCCAGCUAGUAACAGCGGUGAAAGAAAUAGAAGCAGUUCUUAACACAAGACCCUUAACUUACGUAGAUUCAGAGCCGGAUCAUGUACUAAAACCUUCAGACUUUCUUACCAUGGGAAAGUGUAUCAUUAUGGAAACUUCAGAUAAGGAUCCUACAACGUCGCAAGGGACGGUGACUAAGGACCACUUAAUUAAAGGUUGGAAGAAAGCACGGAUAAUUCUACGAGAAUUUAAAGAGAUGUUUGAGAACCGGUAUCUCCUAAAUUUGAGAGAAAGAUAUUCCCACCAUCCUAAAGAACCUAGAGUAACAUCAAAGUUAGCACCUAAGAUAGGUCAAAUCGUGCAGAUUAAAGGUGACACGAAGAACAGGAUAAAUUGGAAAGUUGGGAAAAUAGUAUCUUUAAAGGAAGGCGCCGACGGUUUAUGUAGGGUCGCCAAGGUACGAGUAGGAGAUACAGAGUAUACAAGAUCUAUCGCGCAUCUCUACCCGCUAGAGAUCGAAGAUGGAGAAGAGCAGUGCAAACAAACAUCAUCUUAUGACGAAAGUGUUGAAGAACCGGUGCAGCUUCCUGAUCUUCCACGUCCAUCAGGCAAGGAUGACCAGACAGUGGAAUCCCUCAACGACGUUGCUGAGCCUUCAUCUGAGCAGAGAUUCACUCAUGAAGUUAGAGAUCAGCAAGAAGAAGUACAGCCUCAUGCCUCGCCAGUAGAGGGAAAGUGUUCCUCUAAACAAGCGGUUGAGUUUAUGUCUAGUGAGUUAAACGAGCCUAAGCCUAAGUCUAUGUCCGAACCAGAGCCACUCGCGGUCGUCGACCUCGAGUUUUACGACCAGAAUGAUCCCGAGUCACACCACCUAGAGGAAGUUACGCCAGAAGGACAACACGAAGAAUCAAGACCUAAGAGAGCGGCAGCUCUCCGAGCCCUUGAGAAGAUCAAGGAAUGGACCAGCAAUUUAGUCGCCGUGCUGCUGCCUGAGGCGGGGUGUGUCGCGACAGGCGCGAAUAUCUAAUGCCACAAUACGAAUUUCCUAGCGGCAACACUGAACAGCGCCCUCGUGGGUGGAACUGUGAUCUCGGUGGUAUACAACUAGCCGCCAUAAGUAAAGCGAAGCAGAUUGAAGCUCCCCUGGCCCAGGAGAAGUGGAUCAGAGAGAGCGAGGACAAAGAAUCCUUCAUAGGAGAUGAAGGUAUGUAUGCUAAGCAUUCUGUUACCCCUACACCCCCACAUUAACAUAUUAGUGGCCGCCUUUCC